Molecule: messenger RNA, 1405 nt
Organism: Linum tenue
Lineage: Eukaryota; Viridiplantae; Streptophyta; Magnoliopsida; Malpighiales; Linaceae
Source: the annotation of a GenBank genome assembly
GUUUUCGGCUUGCUUUCGGUGAUGACGUGAUGAAGUGAAUUCUUUUCUAAAUCCCUCCCGUUCAGGAAAGAGUCGACGCUGUCUGUACCGGCAAAGCAGAGCCCUUUCCCCAGGCCAAAAUAUGUCCGCCGCCGCCGCGUCAAGGCGUUUGGUUUCCGGUCUCCACCGCACCCUCUUGCUUUCCUCCAGAUCCUCCGCAGCAGCAGCAGUAGUCGUCACCCGUCCACCAUCUUCAUUUCAUCAAUUUCUGAGGGGAUUCACUGCCAGUUCCGAUGCUCUGCUUCAGCAGCAGCAGGAAAUUGUUUUGCCCACGCGAAUCAUCGAACCCAAGCCCGGCGCCAUGUCCCCUUCGUCCAAGCGAACGGGGCUCAUCGCCGUCAAGUGCGGGAUGACUGGGCUUUGGGACAAAUGGGGCGCUAGGGUUCCCAUCACCGUGCUCUGGGUCGACGACAACAUCGUCUCUCAGGUCAAGACUAUUGAGAAAGAAGGGAUUUUUGCCUUGCAGAUUGGUUGUGGCCAGAAGAAGGCGAAGCAUUUAACGAAGCCUGAAGUGGGUCAUUUCAGAGCGCAAGGUGUUCCUCUCAAGAGGAAAUUGAGGGAAUUCCCAGUCACUGAAGAUGCGCUGCUGCCCCUCGGCACUUCUCUUGGCGUUCGUCAUUUCGUUCCGGGCCAAUAUGUUGAUGUCACUGGAAUCACCAUGGGAAAAGGUUUCCAGGGUGGAAUGAAGAGGCAUGGGUUUAAAGGAGGGCCGGCGAGUCAUGGUGCAUCGUUAUCGCACAGAAGUAUUGGUUCUACUGGUCAGAGGGAUGCUCCUGGUAAGGUCUUUAAAGGGAAAAAGAUGCCUGGGCGUAUGGGUGGCAAGCAAAGAACGGUGAAGAACGUAUGGAUAUACAAGAUCGAUCCAGUUCGGAACUUGAUCUGGGUGAAAGGCCAAGUACCGGGAGCAGAAGGUAAUUUCGUGUUCAUAAAAGACGCGGUGUACAGGAAGCAUGAGAUUUCGUUGCUUCCUUUCCCAACGUAUUUCCACGGAGAAGGCACGGAGGAUACGUUGGAACCUUUGGUCGCGGACCUUGGAGACGUAGAUCCAUUCAUGCUGGGAGAUUAGCAACUUCUGUGAGCAAGCCCUAUAGGAAACCUUGGCUGAUUAGGAAUUCAGACAGCUCGUUCUUACUCCUGAUAAGUUUUGUUGUUCAGUUGAAAAACAAUCGUGUGUUGCCUCUAGGUGCCCCUAAGAGGGCAAAUAGUGUGAGUCAGAGGUGUAGGUACAUAAUUUGCAGCCUUUUGUUGUUCCGAUUUGAACAUGAAUAAUAUUUUGGUUUGAACGAGAGGACAUGAUUUGGUACUUGAUUCACUUCUAGCAAAGGCUAAAAGCAUCUUAACCUUCAUGUUCCAAGCAAGGCUGGCU